Messenger RNA from Closterium sp. NIES-67, 485 nucleotides. NCBI's taxonomy places the organism in Eukaryota, Viridiplantae, Streptophyta, Zygnematophyceae, Desmidiales, Closteriaceae. The record is from the annotation of a GenBank genome assembly.
AAGGCCCCCGCCGUGCUGGCCUGUCGGGACUUGUGGGCGAUCUGUUGCGCGGAGCAGGCAGGAAGUUCGGAGGGGUGAGUGAUGCGGCGGGUGGAGCAGGGAAGAGGAGGAGGAGAAGGAAAGGGAGGGUAUGUUUGCUUGGCUGAAACGGCUGGCGAAAGCUGCCAAGACGGAGGUGCAGCGAGCGGUGCAGAGCGUUAAGCAGCAAGGUGCUGCUCAGCUGCAGAAGCUGGGGCAGAAGGGAGGGAAGGGAAUGGUCGUGAGGUCUGGAGGGAGGAACAAGAGUAACACGAAGCAGGCUGGGGAGAAAAAGAAGGGGAAGGACAAGAAUCAGAAGAACAGAAAGGGCUAAAUUACAGUGUUUGAAUUUGACUAGGGAUUGUUUUUUUUUGCAAUCGACUCAAAAUGACGCUUCUUGUGUUACCCUUCUCCUCGGCAAUGUGUUGUAACUUGUAACAAUAUUUAUGUACGCUAUAGCUCUGCAU